Messenger RNA from Sander lucioperca (pikeperch), 1769 nucleotides. RefSeq names its product ADP-ribosylation factor-like protein 4A. The record is from RefSeq and is a predicted model, not a curated record. Gene Ontology annotation, cellular component: cytoplasm. Gene Ontology annotation, molecular function: GTP binding; GTPase activity. The coding region runs from base 512 to 1120 and encodes 202 amino acids. The transcript is spliced from 2 exons. NCBI's taxonomy places the organism in Eukaryota, Metazoa, Chordata, Actinopteri, Perciformes, Percidae. Gene Ontology annotation, biological process: vesicle-mediated transport; intracellular protein transport.
CACUGAGCACGAUCAGGCCAAUUUAACUUUUAGGAUUUUUCAGCACUUGUUGGCAUCAUAGCCUCAAGUCGAGCCGGGUAUGGUCGCAGAACAGAGAGAACACGCCAGGCUCCUUUUAAAAAUCUCGCAAAUUGUCGCGGCUUUGACUAUUCCACUAUAAGCUUGCUUUACCUGUCUUACUUCAUAUGAGUAUAGAUAUUUUUUGAAUCCUAAGUGACCGCUUUUCAAUUCGGGUCAAAUCUUUUACACCAAACAGCACUGCAUUUUAAUCAAAUGUCCACUUCUUGUGACAAUUCACCAGGUACCGGUAUCCUCAGUCACUAAUAUGCAGUGGGAAGGGCGGGAGCGGUGGCGGUAACGUUAGCUGUAAAACAAUUAUGAAAGUCACGAUUUUAUUGCAAUUGAAUGCGGACCACAUGAAUGCCGAAUUGAUCAGAACAUAUUUGCUCCUACUGCUGUCCCUGUGGAAUAUAAGCAGCUUGGUGAAUAUUUGGUGAAGACUGUUGCCAAGAUGGGAAACGGAUUAUCAGAUCAUCACCCCAUUUUUCCCUGCCUGCCGUCCUUCCAGGCUCUCCACAUUGUCAUUCUGGGACUGGACUCUGCAGGCAAGACCACUGUACUGUACCGCCUGCGUUUCAAUGAGUUUGUGAACACUGUCCCUACUAAGGGGUUUAACACAGAGAAGAUUAAGGUGUCACUCGGAUGUAGCCAACGGACAGCUUCCUUCCACUUCUGGGACGUAGGUGGUCAGGAGAAGCUUCGCCCUCUGUGGCGCUCGUACACACGCUGUGCUGAUGGCAUCGUGUUUGUGGUGGACUCAGUGGACGCUGAGCGCAUUGAGGAGGCCAAGACAGAGCUGCACAAGAUCACACGGCUGGCAGAGAACCAGGGAGUGCCAGUUCUGGUGGUGGCUAACAAACAGGACCUGAGGAACUCACUUAGCCUGGCUGAAAUGGAGAGCAUGUUGGCUCUUGGCGAGCUCAGCACCGCCACACCCUGGCACCUUCAGCCUGCUUGUGCUAUCAUCGGUGAGGGACUGCAGGACGGCCUGGAGAAGCUUCACGCCAUGGUCAUGAAGAGGAGAAAGAUGCUGCGGCAACAGAAGAAGAAGAAGAGGUGAUGUGCUAAGAGGGGGAACUAUAAAAUGUAAGCUGCAUACAAUCUGCUGGUCCAUUGUGACCAGUCAUUUGGCUGCUGUUUUAACACUAAUUGGCUGAGUUUGAUCCUUCCAGUUGAACUGUGUAUUCAGGUCAGCCAGUGUUUGGCUUCCACACAGGGGACAGUGGGAUUGAUUUUGACCUAAGGACUUUGGAUGUAAACAAUCCUGUCAGCAACAAGUCAUUCAUCAAGGAAGUCCAGUAUUAUGCUAUAGCAGCAAGCUGUGGAGUUUACAUUGAACUAUUUAAAGUGGACAAUGAGCUAUGACUCGUUUUAUGUUACUUGUUUUAAUAUGUGUUGCUAUCAAAGCAUGUCUUAGAGCAAUUUAAUCAACGCUGCGUAUGUCAGUAUAGGGUCAAGUAUUUUGUAUCCAUGUUGGUUAAGAAAUUUACAUGAAGAGUAAUGAUUCACUAAGAACAUAAUGCACAAUGACCUUAAAACAUAUUAACGCUGUUCAAAAUGGCUGGUAAUGAUGGAAACAGUGAUUUAGUUGUUUGGUAGUGUGUGGCCAGAUGUUGACCCAUCACAAGCCAUGACAUUCUGAGCACAGUCACACUGAUAGAAGAACAUGUCAAUCUAUCUAAAACAUCAGGUUUUGGUGUCUUUAAAAU